Penicillium subrubescens is the source of this 1320-nucleotide messenger RNA. RefSeq lists its product as uncharacterized. NCBI's taxonomy places the organism in Eukaryota, Fungi, Ascomycota, Eurotiomycetes, Eurotiales, Aspergillaceae. The record is from RefSeq and is a predicted model, not a curated record. The transcript is spliced from 3 exons. Bases 1 to 1320 code for a protein of 439 amino acids.
AUGAAACGUUCCUGGAGCCCAGACAGACAGGAGGAGCAGCUCGAAGCCAAAACACAUCCAGCAAGGCGGCGGACAGCACCGCUUGUCUCAAGCUUAAACGCAUCAGUCUCACCACCACCGUCAAGAAGGAAAUCCAUUCCCAACCCGGAAGCCCAUGAACUCGCCUCCAUCGAAGCCGGAGAAGUCAAAGUCACGGAUCACCUAGGGAUUUUCUCAACCAAGCUCAGCCAACACACGAGACCUUUGAGUAUUUCGCAAUCAACACCACGCUUAACAAUCGAUGACUAUGUCGAUCUUUAUCGGCGUAACAGCCAUCCUACAGGUCGCCACUUUGUCAUUCAUCAACAUGAUCAUCCCAUAGCAGGACUGCACUACGAUCUUCGACUCCAAUUCUCCGAGACGAGUUCGGUGAGUUGGUCUAUUAUGUACGGAUUACCGGGGGAUCCGAAUAGCGAGAAGUUGAACAGAAAUGCGACUGAGACUCGGAUUCAUUGUUUAUGGAACCAUCUCAUUGAAACUGCGUCGGCCAAGACUGGAAGCUUGAUUAUCUGGGAUUCUGGGGAGUAUGAAAUUUUGCCCUAUACUAGGGAUGCAUCGUGCCCGCAGACCGAGGAGUCGAAGUCAGAUUCUUCCGAUGGUGAAGUUUCACCCAAAGAACCGAUCUCGGAUAGUGCAAGGCUUCAAGAGGCCUUUAAGAAUCGCAAAAUCCGCCUUCGUCUUCACGGUACUCGUCUGCCAGCGGGUUAUACUUUACUUUUACGCAUGGACAAAUCUACCGAUUACGCCCGCCCAGCGAGGAAAGUGCCAAAACGACGGAGACGUAAUCUGCAAUCAACUACUGCACCACCACCGCCGCCAUCCACCUCCAGUUCGAGCAGGUCACCAUCCCCUCCCCCCCGGGAUGGCACACAGAAGCAAGAACCCACCGAUAACCAACUACCAACGAAAGACUCCAGAUCUGAAGCCGACCACGCAAAUCAUUCCGACGAUGACAUCGACUAUCAAAUCCGGAAGAAUAACGCGUACCCAGGAUCGUCGAAUACGAUAGGUUCUAUUCACCAACGGAGAUGGUAUCUCAGCAUGGAUCGUGAAAGUUCUGGAUUCGAGCCGAGGAGAGUUUCUACUGGAGAUGGGAGAUCGAAAAGGGUGUGGGUCCGAUCUAGUGAUGGUUCAGAGCUGAGCGGAUUCGAACCUUUUUAUGUGCGUGGACCUGAGAUUGAGCGGAGUGUUGUUACUGGGCGUCGAGGACAGGAUGUUCUUGAAGAUGAAGGGGUGGAAGGGUUUAUAGCUCGGAAAGGGUGGAGGGCUGUUCUGCGGUAG